Messenger RNA from Mercenaria mercenaria, 3908 nucleotides. Its product is annotated as carbohydrate sulfotransferase 11-like. Gene Ontology annotation, molecular function: sulfotransferase activity. Gene Ontology annotation, cellular component: membrane. The record is from RefSeq and is a predicted model, not a curated record. NCBI's taxonomy places the organism in Eukaryota, Metazoa, Mollusca, Bivalvia, Venerida, Veneridae. Bases 618 to 1982 code for a protein of 454 amino acids. Gene Ontology annotation, biological process: carbohydrate biosynthetic process. The transcript is spliced from 3 exons.
CGCAAACAAGCCAUACUGGUCUUAAUUCAAUGCCCUGCUCCCGUCCUACCUUUUAACCUUGAAUUGUCACAGAAAAAGCAUGAAAACCCUGACUAUGAACAGUGACCCCUGACAAAGUAGAGUCUAUUUUAUAUAAAAUUCUAUAUGAAAUACCUGUGGUUUUGCAUGCUAAAGUGUGGCAGGUGGCCGUUAACUGUUACCUAUUGUAUUCAUGGGUUGCAUACACACAAAAGAAUUUGAAUAGCAGCGGAGCAGGGCUUUAAGCAAACACUUUUACCUCAACAACAGUCAAUACUGUCACAGUAUAAUGACAUUUUAAUACUUUCAUGGUAUCUAAUAUUACAACUUAGACAAUAACUUGACUGUUUCGCUUCCGUUCAAAUGUAAAAUCCAAUGCUACUGUCAAGACGGUUUAUAACACACAAAAGGCAAGUUGCCUUUAGGCUAUUGUAAUACAAUAAAAUUCUUGAUAUUGAAUUAAGAUAAUGACAUAUUUAUUAAUACAGUGUUUUCAAUUAAGCAACAAUUAAUAAAAAAAACUAAAUGAUUUAGAUGUUGAUAUUUGGAGGAGUCUGUUAAAAAAGGAUUGUUAAUAAUUCUAACUAUCAGCAACAGCUAUGAAAGUUUUACUAAGGAAAAAAGGAUUACUUUUAGUGAUAGGGUCAAGUCUAGUUUUCUGGAUGUUGCUUCAAACUGGAAUAAAUUUUGAAGAAUCUAUGGCUGAUAAAAAGCAGGACAUAGUUUUAACAGCACAAAAAAAAAUGAAGAAAAGUAACACCAAGUUGAAUAUGGAGAACAAUGAUAACAAAUGGAACAAACAGGCAGUACCUACAGCACAUUCAGUAAAGGUGAAAACACCAUUCAAAAUGUCGCCACCUGCACAACUAGCGGAGAGGGUACGUUCAAAGUGUACAGCAUAUCUCCGAUCACUACCGAAGAAACCUAUAGUCUACCCUAUUACAACAAAUGCACACUAUAAUCUCCUCUUCUGUCCAAUGUGUAAACUUGCUUCAACAUACUGGACUAAGUUUUUUAAGAUGCUUGAAGUGUAUAAAGAGAACUCAAGUAUUCAUUCACCGUAUGAUAUACCUAUCAGUAUUGCAAAACCUACAAAAGAAAGACUACAGAUAAUUCAGGGUACCUCAGGAACUCGAUAUGACAGUUACUACAAGUUCAUGUUUGUACGUGAUCCCUAUGCAAGAAUUUUAUCUGCAUACGUCGAUAAACUAUUUGCUCCAAAUCCAACAUUUUGGAAAGACCUCUGCAGAAAAAUUAUUACAUCAGUACGAGACAGAAGUAAACCACAUGCAAAGUGUUGGUCCGACUUAUCGUUUGAGGAAUAUAUCCGUGCUAUCGUUACUGCUCAUCGAAGACCGGCUGAAUCUGGAAUGACAGACUGUCAUGAUGCUAGUUUCAUAGGCUACUGUCAUCCGUGUGAACUUAAAAUGGACUUCAUCGGAAAAAUGGAAACAUUUUCAUCUGAUUCAAAUUUUUUGUAUCAAAAGUUAAACUUAAGCAGAACUUUAGACACCCUCGGAAGACAAGGGAAGCAAUUAGCUGAUGAAGAUGCAUUACUGGACACAGUAAUCUCCCCUUUCAAAUGGAAAAAUGACAUUAAAAAAUGCAUUCCUUGGCAUGAAGCUCUUCAAAGAAUAUGGAGAAAACUGCAGAUACGAGGUGUAAUAGGAAAAGAACAGUUACCUCUAACAGCCGAACAAGCUGAAAAAAUUAGUCAACAAGAAUUUAUUGAUCUCAUUAAGAAAACACAAGAAAAUACCUCAUAUUCUGAACGAAAACAACAACGUACAGAAGCCCUCAUAGAAAUCUACAGUCACGUUAAAAUGGAGUAUUUACAUCAAUUGAAAGUAUCAUAUAAAAAUGAUUUUGACUUUUUUGAGUAUGAAGAUAGUCCAGCAAGUAUAUUUAACAUCAAUAGAAAGGAUAUACAGUAUUAUGGAUACCUAGACUUAGGACAAAAAUAACUCUUCCUUUCCGUGUAUUAUUAAAUUUUUAAAAAGACGAAGCAAGAAGUCAUAACAAAAGACUUUUUUGUAAAAUGUACUGCUGAAAUUUAAUAUAUGCAAAUAAGGGAAAAAAUAUGUUUUAGUGCAAUAAAAAAACAACAAACAAAAAAACAUGUUUCACUGAAAGAACAUCAGGUGCAAUAUUUUCAGGAGUGGUGCGGAAACCAAGGAAAAUAUAAAAUCUGGUAUUCACAAGUGAAAGAUAUUUCAAUCUGACUUGUAAAACAAAGUUUCUAUUUAUUUCCUUUAUCUUUUUAAAUGACUUUUACCAAAGUAUACAAGUUUUACCUGCUCAGCAUCACAGAUACUUGGCAACAUCACAAUCAUGCAAAAUCAUGAUACCACAAAGUUAAUAUGAGAAGAAAGGUGAUUUUUAUUAUUUCUUUUAAAUACAUUUAAAUAUUAUUGAGGGUUUUAAUUUUACAGGUAUUUAGUUCUAUUACUUAUAUGUUUUUAAUGAAGUAGAAUAUUGAUAAAUGAACUCACAGUAUCAUCAGAUCUUCACAUAAGCAAAUUUUUAAAUUGUUCUAUUAAUAUGCCUAAUCAAUUAUCAAUUUUACAAACAUAAACACUUUAUAGAACUUCUUUCUUACAUUUUUUCUAAUUGGACACCAAUAAAGUUUAUAUGUUGGGCACUAUACAGCAGAUAAAAUAUCCUUGCUAGAUUUUCGAUUUUGUGUUUCUGAUUACAGUUUAAUUGAUCUCAGUCUAGAUAAAAUACCAGACUAUUUGAGGCAAAGUAUCAAACUAUUCAUAUAAAUGGAUAAUUUACCUGUAUCAUGUCGAGUAACAACUGAAAACAAAGGAUAACUAUUUUGCUUGUGACACUGCUGAUCUAUAUAUUUAUUGUGUGUAUCCCAAGUGACAAAACAGAAAUGGCAUUUAAUCCAAACUGCAUAAAAAAAAUCAUGAAAUAUAUCAAAUCUGUAAGUAAUUUCUCCCCAAACCAAACAUUUUCUGCAAGCUAUUCUUUACAUAGCAACAUUAUCUUUCAGGAAAGUACUUGAAAUUUACAUUAAGCUAUUUAUUUACAUAUCCAAAGAAUCUUUUUCAUUUAUGUAUACUAUAAUCAGAAAAUAGGGAGGCAAUUUGUUUUUAUUUUUGUCACAGGAGUGAAAAUGUCUAUCAGUAGGCAAAUACAGAUGAACCUACCUGAGUGGCCACCAGUUGCCUUUGGAAGCCAGUCAGCUUCCCAAUCUGACUUUUGUUCUAAUACCAACUUGAGAAGAAAACUGGAAACCUUCCUUAAUCUGUCAGACUGUAUCAUUACCUCAACUGGCUACUGAAUACAGGUUUAAUUGUAGGAAGUUCCUUUUAAUUAUAUGUUGUUUCUUGACAUUUUGGAAUUCAUACUGUUGCCAACGUUAAAGGUGGUUAAUCAGAUUUUGAUCAAGAAACGGCUUUGUUCGAAAGUUAAACAAAUGAUCAAUUACACUUACGAUUGUAUUAUAUCUGUCAAAGAUUUACAUUACAGAAUUUCAUAAAAAGUAAUAAAACAUACAUUUCUGAUAGGGAUCUUAUGAGCCUUUUUGUUCAAUACAGAAUAUACUGAAAAUAUAAAAUGUCAUUAACUGUUGCUUAUUUGUGAUUGACCACUUUUAACUUGUGUCAAGUUUAUCUACAAAAGCUCUCAAAUUCGAAUGUUUAAAAAGAGAGCCCAGGUAUCCAAGUAAGAAUAUCAAAAUAAUAACAGUGCUGUGAUUUGUAUUGUAUGUGAGCACCACACUUUAAUGAAUGUAAGAUUGAUCACUCGGUCAUGCAGAUAAUUAGCAUGCAUUACACUGACAGAUGUAAUAAACAAAAGAAUGGCUAAUUAGGAUACUUUAAUUUAUCUUGUUGUUUGAAAUUGUGAUUAUGUUUCAGAAAAUACAGUAACAAAGCCAU